AUGGCUGACCAACUUAACAUGAACGGCCUCAACCUCAAUGGCGAUGGCCCCCGAUCCUACAUUCCUCCCCAUAUGAGGGGGAAGGUUGCAGCGAAUGGUGCCCCCCGUGGCCCUGACGCUGCCGGCCCCUUCCCCGGUCCCACCCCUGCCGGUGCGGCUGCUGGCCCCACCCCUGCCGAUGCCGCCAACGGUGGCCUCAACGGCAGCGCAUGGGCUGCAAACAACGCGCAGAACUUCAACGGCCGUGCUGCCGGCGGCAACAACUGGAACAACGGUCCUCGCCAGAACUGGGAUCGCCCUCAGAGCUUCAACCCCAACGCAUAUGGACAUGGUGGCCAUGGUGGUGGUCAUGGCCACGGUGCCCACGGCGGCCACGGCGGUGCUGGUGGCGGCGGCUAUGCACGCGGCUCAGGCGACGGCCAGUGGCGCGACGGCAAGCACAUUGCUGGCCCUGCGAAUCCCCGUGUCGAGCGCGAGCUGUUCGGUACUGCCGACGACCCGUCGAAGCAGCACACGGGCAUCAACUUUGAGAAGUAUGACGACAUCCCCGUCGAGGCUUCCGGUCAUGAUGUCCCUGAGCCUGUUCUUACCUUCACCAACCCUCCUCUGGACGACCACUUGAUCCGCAACAUCGAGCUGGCCCACUACAAGGUGCCCACCCCCGUCCAGAAGUACUCCAUCCCCAUUGUCAUGGGUGGCCGUGACUUGAUGGCUUGUGCCCAGACUGGUUCGGGCAAGACGGGUGGCUUCCUGUUUCCCAUUCUGUCUCAGGCGUUCCAGACCGGCCCCUCGCCCAUCCCUACCGCCCAGGGCGGCGGCGGCUUUGGCCGCCAGCGCAAGGCGUACCCCACGUCGCUGAUCUUGGCUCCCACUCGUGAGCUGGUGUCUCAGAUCUACGACGAGGCUCGCAAGUUUGCCUACCGCUCGUGGGUCCGCCCCUGCGUCGUCUACGGCGGUGCCGACAUCGGCUCCCAGCUCCGUCAGAUUGAGCGCGGCUGCGAUCUGCUUGUUGCCACUCCCGGACGUCUGGUCGACCUUAUCGAGCGUGGCCGGAUUUCGCUUUGUAACAUCAAGUACCUGGUUCUCGACGAGGCCGAUCGCAUGCUGGACAUGGGUUUCGAGCCCCAGAUCCGCCGCAUCGUCGAGGGCGAGGACAUGCCCUCCGUCGCCAACCGCCAGACGCUGAUGUUCUCGGCCACCUUCCCCCGCGACAUCCAGAUGCUGGCCCGCGAUUUCCUCAAGGACUACGUCUUCCUGUCUGUCGGCCGUGUCGGUUCGACUUCGGAGAACAUCACCCAGAAGGUCGAGUACGUCGAGGACAACGACAAGCGCUCUGUGCUUCUGGACAUCCUCCACACACACGGCGGUGGUCUGACGCUGAUCUUCGUCGAGACCAAGCGCAUGGCCGACUCGCUGUCAGACUUCCUGAUCAACCAGCAGUUCCCGGCCACCUCCAUUCACGGUGACCGCACCCAGCGCGAGCGUGAGCGGGCUCUGGAGAUGUUCCGCAACGGCCGCUGCCCUAUCCUGGUCGCUACCGCUGUUGCGGCCCGUGGUCUCGAUAUUCCCAACGUCACCCACGUCGUCAACUACGAUCUGCCCACCGACAUUGACGACUACGUUCACCGUAUUGGUCGUACCGGCCGUGCCGGCAACACUGGUAUUUCCACUGCCUUCUUCAACCGCGGCAACCGCGGUGUCGUCCGUGAGCUCAUUGACCUGCUCAAGGAGGCCAACCAGGAGGUACCUUCGUUCUUGGAGACCAUUGCUCGCGAAGGCUCCUACGGCGGCCGUGGCGGCCGUGGCGGCGGCCGCGGCGGCGGUCGUAACCAGGGUGCUAACCGUGAUUUCCGCAAGUUUGGCGGUGGCGGUGGCGGUGGCGGUUUCGGCAACUCUAACGGCGGCGGCGGCGGUAGCUACGGCGGCGGUGGUUACGGCGGCGGCUACGGUGGCGCUCCCCCCAACCCCGGCUACGGCGGUGGUUACGGCGGCGGUGGCGGCGGCUACGGCGGCGGCGGCGGCUCGUACGGCAACCCUGGCGGCCCCGGCCAGUCUUGGUGGUAA
Molecule: messenger RNA, 2064 nt
Organism: Sporothrix schenckii 1099-18
Lineage: Eukaryota; Fungi; Ascomycota; Sordariomycetes; Ophiostomatales; Ophiostomataceae
Product: ATP-dependent RNA helicase
Exons: 2
Coding region: 1-2064 (687 amino acids)
Cellular component (GO): nucleus
Molecular function (GO): RNA binding; ATP binding; RNA helicase activity
Source: RefSeq, a predicted model, not a curated record